AAGGGCACACUGGGAACUAAAUUAACGGCAGUUCUGACUGCAAGGGUGGGGGCUGGCGAUCUAAACGCUGAAGAGAUCUUGAAGUCUUACACUGUGCCAUUAGGUGCAGCACGCCUCUGUCCGUCGCAGCUGCAGUGAGAGGCCUUGCCACCUCCACUCUCGCCCAGGCCUCUAUUGUGGCUUCCACGUCUGCGCGAUCACCGCAGCCCAACCCAGCCCCGCCCUGCGCUGUUACCUUCGCUGCUGCAACCUCCUCAGCCCCAGCCUCUGCCGCUACCCAAGCAUACGUGAGUCAUUUUCUGCCCAUCUCUGAGCGCGCGGUCUCAGUGGUAGUCACCAUAUUAAGGGGUUUGCAGGUUUGCAAAAUGGCAGAAGAGGAUCUUAACAUGGUCUCGGAACCUGCCGCCCAAAGGGUUACUGAAGAGAAGAUGGCUAGCUCGUCUAGUGAUUCUGGGGAAGAAUCGGACAGCAAUAGCUCUAGCAGCAGCACUAGUUGCAGCAGCAGCAGCGGCAGUGGCCGCAGCCGCUUAUAUAGAAAGAAGAGGGUAUCUGGGCCUUCCAGAGGAGCACGGGGGGCUCCGCUGGGUAAAAGUUUUGUGGAUCGGCUGCCUCAGGCAGUUAGAAAUCGUGUGCAGGCUCUCAGAAAUAUUCAAGAUGAAUGUGACAAGGUUGACAUCCUGUUCUUAAAGGCAAUUCACGAUCUCGAAAGAAAAUAUGCCGAACUCAAUAAGCCUCUAUACGAUCGGCGAUUUCAAAUAAUCAAUGCAGAAUAUGAACCUACAGAAGAAGAAUAUGAAUGGAAUUCAGAGGAUGAGGUGUUCAGCAGUGAUGAGGAGGUGCAGGAAGACAGCCCUAUUGAAAUGCCUGCCUUAGAAAGUGAGCAGGAAGAUGAUAACCCUAAGGAAAAACCUCAGGUAAAGGCUGAAGAAAACGAGGUUCCAAAAGAAAUUCCUGAGGCAAAGACUGAAGAAAACGCAGAAUCUAAAGAUUUUCUGGGUAUAAAGCCUGAAGUGAAAGAAGAGCCUGAAGUAGUCCCCCAGCAAAAUGCAGAAGAUCAAAAACAGCCUAAAGCAGCAGAGGCUAAGGCAAAGGCUGCUGUAAUAGAGGCUCCUAAAAGAAUUUCUGAGGUCAGGCCUAAAGAAAGAGUAAAUCUUAAAAGAGCUCGUAAGGGAAAGCCUAAAAAAGAAGAUCCUAAAGUGACUGUUUUAAAGAAUGUCGACAAGCUUGGGCCCAUGAUUCAGAAGUAUGAUGCCCCCAUUUUGAAGUUCUUGUCAGAUAUUAGCCUAAAGUUCUCAAAACCUGGCCAGCCUAUAAGCUACACGUUUGAAUUUUAUUUUCUACCUAAUCCAUACUUCAGAAAUGAGAUGCUGACCAAGACAUAUAUAAUAAAGUCAAAACCAGAUCACAACGAUCCCUUCUUCUCUUGGGGAUGGGAAAUCCAAGAUUGCAAAGGCUGUAAAAUCGAUUGGAGAAGAGGAAAGGAUGUUACCGUGACAACCACCCAGAGCCGUACAACUGCUAGUGGAGAAAUUGAAAUUCAGCCAAGAGUGGUUGCUAAUGCAUCAUUCUUCAAUUUCUUUAGCCCUCCUGAGAUUCCUAAGAUUGGAAAGCUAGAACCACGAGAAGAUGCCAUCCUGGAUGAAGAUUUUGAAAUUGGUCAAAUUUUACAUGAUAACGUCAUCCUGAAAUCAAUCUAUUACUAUACAGGAGAAGUCAAAGGUACCUAUGAUGAUGGUAAAGAUUAUGGAAACAGGAAGUAUCGAAAAUAAAAAAAGAGGCAGCCUGAAGAAAUUUUCAAGCAUCUCAAAACCUCAAGCAGAAGUAAAGCAGGUUUAUAUAGGCUCAUGUGAGAUGC
This is a messenger RNA of Canis lupus familiaris (dog), 1855 nucleotides long. It is a transcript of the gene NAP1L3, whose product is annotated as nucleosome assembly protein 1 like 3. Gene Ontology annotation, cellular component: chromatin; nucleus. Lineage: Eukaryota; Metazoa; Chordata; Mammalia; Carnivora; Canidae. Gene Ontology annotation, molecular function: chromatin binding; histone binding. Gene Ontology annotation, biological process: nucleosome assembly. The record is from RefSeq and is a predicted model, not a curated record.